UCAUACAUUUGGUUUCAUCUAUAUGUACAUGUGCUGCAUUUUAUGAAUACGUACUACUAAUAUUAUACAUACGAUGGAAGGUGUACAUCAUUAAUGAACAAAUCCCGUUAAGACAUUCAACAAUCAGUACCUACAGAGAUAUGUAUUUGGAAGUUGUAGAUUGCUUGAACGUUCUCAAUAAAUCAGUAUACGGUAUGCCGGUUAUAUCGACUAUAAUUGCGGAAAACGUUGGACGGCUGUUCUAUACAUUUUACUAUCAUAUACUUUUUACUGUACCAACGAUCAUCGAUGAAGAGGUUAUAUCACUAACCAUGGAUCUAUCAAUACGUAUAUUUGAAGUCAUACUAUUAUACGGAAUUGGUCAAGCAACUGCACAAGAGAUAAAUCGAAUGAGUCUCGUGUUACACCAGCGGUCUUUGAUGGAAAGAAAUCCUAGAAUAAGACGUCAGAUCAAGUUUUUCAUCUUACGGAGAUAUCACGAACCCUAUCGUUUUGUGCUUUGUGGAAUAUGUGAGAUUAAUAUGAGAAAGUUAUUUUUAUUGUUAAAUAAGGCAGUUGCUUAUUUAAUCAUUCAAACUCUGUUCAAAUUGAAUAGAAAUACAGGAAGAGAUAAUUAUUUGAUUCAUAGUUAAUUUAUUAAUAAAUUGUGUCAUCGGUCAUUUUUUCUUUGUAUAAGUAUAAUUGUUUUGAAGGUUUAGUAGUUUAGUUCUGAAUAUUGAGUAUAUAUUUACAACGUUAAAUCCUUAACGUGAUUUAUCAAUAAGAAUAGAUUUAAAAUAUAAAUAUAAUAGUAUUUAUAAAAGAUAUCAUACAUUUAUAACUAAUUUAUUUUAAAGUAAUAUACAGCAGUUAACUUA
This is a messenger RNA of Myzus persicae (green peach aphid), 857 nucleotides long. RefSeq lists its product as uncharacterized. The record is from RefSeq and is a predicted model, not a curated record. Lineage: Eukaryota; Metazoa; Arthropoda; Insecta; Hemiptera; Aphididae. Gene Ontology annotation, cellular component: membrane. Gene Ontology annotation, biological process: sensory perception of taste. Bases 141 to 632 code for a protein of 163 amino acids. The transcript is spliced from 3 exons.